CGCAUGCGUCGAAUGGCCAGCUGAGAGUUGAGCGUCUGGCGGAAUUACGCGAGUGAGUGGGAGUGGGCGACCGAGUGAGGUAUUAAGUAAAUAUUUACGUGAUGUUUUUCGUUUAUUGAUCUUCUGCACUCGUGUACGAUCCAGCAAGAACAAGGGCUGUAUCAUGAUGACAGGGAGAGGAGGGCUGGCUACAGCAUCCAGUGGUAACACCUUAGGAGGCUCUGGCUCUGUACCCGGAGAUCACAGUAACCAGCCUAUGGAUUUGGCCCAGAAGACUUCAUCCAGACCUAUGGAAGGUAGUGGAGUCAUGAAGAGUGGAGGUGCAACGCUAGUCCAUUACAAUACUGGAGUUGCUCAGAUCCUGACAACAAGUGGGGCACCUUCACAUGUUGUAACAGCUAAGUCUGUUUGCCGUACUGAAAGCAUGGGUGUAGGUGGACAAACUGUCACAUUAGUAUCCCGCACUUCUGCCAAUCCAGCAGCUCUCAAUUUAGCUUCCUCUGGAACUGGUGGUGGUACUGGCCCUUCAGUUAGAACAGUGUCCCAUCCUCCAGGGUCAGGUGCCUCCAAUGUUGCUGUUACUUCAUCAUCUCCAGCCCACCUUACUUCUUACCAUAUCCCCAGAGGAGCAGCAGCCGUUGCAAAUAUGGCUGCUCCAAGGUCCCAGGUUGUUGCAACGCCUAUAAUGCGGACAACUGGACAGCCAGUCGGACAGCCAUCAACUGGUACAGGACCACGUGGUAGUGUUGUAAGCCAGCGAGUUGUCCCAGCAUCAAGCAAUAGCGGGUGGGGUCGUGGUGCUCCAACCCCUGCACACACAGGGAAGGUAUCUGGGCCCCCCAUGCAUCCAGGAGUUCCUGGGACAAGUUUGAGUCUAAGUGUACCAAGAGGAUCUGUCCCUGUGCAGCGUGCUGGUCAACCUGGGGGUUCAAUUACAACCUACCAUGCUGGUGUACGAUCAGGAAACAUGGCUAGUGGCUCAGUACGGGGACAAGUCCCAACUACAAUGAGAGGAGGAAUGGUUUCUAGUGACCCUCCAAGAGUCUCUUCAAGUUCCAAAGCUGUGCACAUAACUCAGCCAAUAGUCCAACCUCAGAAAUACAGUGGAAACAUGACAGGUGUCAUUGGAAGUGUGACUCGGGGAGUCCCAACUGGGCCAGGUGUGACAGCAGGAUCCACUGGUACUUUGUAUAGUCAGGGCAAUCCUAUGGUUACUACAGUAGCAGGACCAGCAGUUAAUGCCCAAAGUGCCAUGAGAACUCCAGCUCCUCCCACUAUUUCUGUCAGAAUCACUACAGCUCCUGUUGUACCAAGUGAUACAUCAUCAUCACAGGUGACUUCACAGGCUGUCACUAAUAUUGGUGCAUUAGCCAUGACAACUCCUUCGGGAACUACUGGUACCAUUUUACCUCAUCCCACAAUGCAGCGAACACCGCAAGAGCACCAUGUACCUCUCAAAACCCCAAUUGUUCGAACGCCAGUUGCACCCCAUCAUAGCACUAAAGCUGGAGUACAAACACAGACUCUUGCCUUUCCUGAUGGGCCAAAGGUCAUAACACAACCAGCACAAGGGCCACCAUUAGCAUUAACUCAAAUAUCUGGUUUAGCCAGCGUUCCUACACAGAAGGCGCAAGUCAGUGCCCAUAGUGUGCAGCAUCCUCAAGCAGCAAGUGUUCAGCACAGACCUGGAGGUAGUGUUGUGGGUAGUAAUGUAGGUAGGGUUAUGGGAGGACCCACUAUACCUGUGGCUAAAGUAAUGCCACAGCAAGCGUCCAGCCAAAGUCAAGGUCCUGUAUCAGUAGCAGCCUCACCCAGAGUCUCUCAUGGCCAAGUUCGUGCACAGUCUCCCGGUCAAGCAGUAGAACCACAGCCUGCCCACACAAGUGUUUUCUUGCAGCGGACCCAUCCAGGCUCUGGAGUGACUGUGACAAGUGGGGUUCCUGUUACUCAAGGAGAAAGAGUUGUCACUACAAUGUCUCAGUAUAGUAUUGGUCCGCAGUUUUAUUAUGAACAAAGCCAAAAUGCAUAUCAGUAUGUCCCAACAAGUGUACAGGGAGCACCAUUAAGAGUGGCACCCAGUGCUGCAAAUGCCGCUGUUGGAGGAGGAGUUAGUGGUUCAGUUCAAGGUGGAGAAUGUCCUCCAUCUCAAGGUACGAUACCUGCCCCUUCAGCUAAACCUAAUGCAUCACCAAGACCAUCAAUUCUGCGCAAGAGACCAGAUAAUGAUGGAACACCAUUGAAGGCUGUCAAGAACUUGACUUCAACCCUCUCACUUCCGAUGCCAUCUCCACCAUCUCCGAAACGUCCAGAUUCUAGAGGGAAUGGUAAUGCAUCAUCAGGGUCAACCACAAUAUCUGCCAACUCAUCACCAGACUCAUCCUUAUCAGGGUUGCAAAUUGAAGAAAUGGAUGGAAGCAGCAACAAUCCUCCUGGGGGUGGAGGUGGGGGUGGUGUUCACACGCCACCAAACCUGAAACAAGAGCCACCAGAAGAUGCAACAAUUGUUUUACCAAGACCUCCAGUUACUGUGUCUACAGUAGAUGGAGCCAAUGCUCUUCCCACAACCCUUACAGUUCCACAACCACAUCUAACAGGAGCUGGUUCAUUAGGGUCAGGACAGGUCCUGCCUGAUGGCAUUUCACCAAGAAAGAAACCAAGAAAGCAACAAUUAAUGGGCAAUGAACUCCAGGAGGCACGUUCUAGUGAAGAUGACAUGGACCAUCACACUGUUAAAAAAUUCAAGAGGGACAUGGCUGAAGAUCAUCAUGAUGUGGAAGGGACUGAUGAAGAAGGUGAAGGGUGGUCAGAACCUGGUGGUGGAGGAAGUAGCAUUGGCAGCUGUGGUAAUGGAAACAAUGCUGUCAGCACCACUGUUGUUAUAACAAAUCGUCCAUCCAUGUCCUUACUGAAUAGUUUCCGACAAACUUGGAAACCACGUCAUAAUCAUUUUAUCCGCCAUACUGAUGUUAAGCCCAAGGACGAAAAGAGAAUGACUGUCAAUGAGAUAGCAAAUCAAAAGAUGGCCUUACAGCGGGUUAAUGGAUGGAAGGUGGUUCAUUUAUCUGGUCAAGUAGAUGAUUUGGUAGACUUGGAGGGAGAAGUAGUUGAACGUUUCCAUAUGCUUCUCACGUCGCUAGAGAAACGUACUCAUCCACGAAAACCUUACAAGGAUUUUGAGAAAGAUGUAAAUAGACUCUCAGAGUUAGUAAAAGCCAAUAUUCAGAGAUCAAAAAUUAUCAAAGAUCAGAUGAUUGAGGCAAGAUCGCAGAUGCAUAAAUUGUUUGAUCACAAAGGUAAGAUUGUUGAUAUCAUGACAAAGUACAGUUGUAAAAGAAGUGUUCGUAAGAAAGAAAAAAGCUAGGGGCAGUGAAUUUUCAGUGUUCACUGAUAUCUCAUUUUAUGUUUUUAAUACAGAAGUAAUGAAGUUUGUGUCAAUAAGAUUCUUAAACUAUUUACUCAAGGAAGUAUGAUGACAUGACAGGGAGAAGUCAGAUUGGUGCUAUGUUAAUUGUUGUGCCUCAGAACUUUACAUUAUUAAUUGUCUUUGUGAAAAAGACAUGAAUUGGUUAAGAUACAAAGAUUAGAUUAUAGUUCUCUUCAGUAUCCUGACACAAGAGCCUUUGUAUGGCUACGGAAGUUUUCGACCUGUUAAUGUCUCGUGACUUCGUGAAGUUAAACUUUCAGAGAUCCAAGAUAUUUUUAUACCCUUCAUUUUAAUUUAAUAAUCCAAAGGUAGAUGCAUUUUUGUAAACAGAUGCCAUAGCAGUGGAAAGACUUGUCUGUCCAAAGACAUGUAGUCACCACAUGUGAACUUCCAGUUUAAGUACAAUUUUGUUGUAUAUAAAAUAUACUAACAGAUUUAUUUGUUUGCUGUGCAAACUAAAUUAGUGUUGAAGAUGAUAUCUUGAUUAUUGUUAUCAGAGAUUUACUUUGCAAUCCUUUGUCACAUUUCCAUUGGAACUCUUCUAUUCAUAAUGUAAAUAUAAUAGAUGUAGUGGCUAAAGUGUUAUAUAAAAAAUCUGUGCUGUAUAAAUUUUGAUUUUGUGGAUGCAAUAAAACCUUAAAGUCUACCUCCAAUUGGGUUAAUCUACCUCCAAUUGGGUUAAUAUUUUUAUAGUGAAUAACGGUAAUGAUGAAUGAAUUUCCAUAUGAAACAAAUAUUGUAAAUGUCAAAAUCUUAUUGAAAGUUUUAACAUUAUUGCCAACCAUAAAUUAUUUUUGCUAAAAGGAUUUUAUGGAAUAGGUUUUAUUGUAUUUGUUGUAAGUUUGAAUUUCACAAGCCUUUCACAUAUUACAAUAUAGUGAUGCUAUAUACAAAUUAUUUUUAUUUGAGAUUUUACAAGAUAGGGUUGGAACAUAGUAUUGCAAAUUGUUUCCAAUAAAUUUUUUUAAGGUAAUGUGCA
This is a messenger RNA of Macrobrachium nipponense, 4403 nucleotides long. RefSeq names its product histone deacetylase complex subunit SAP130-A-like (gene Sap130). The coding region runs from base 164 to 3361 and encodes 1065 amino acids. The transcript is spliced from 18 exons. Gene Ontology annotation, cellular component: Sin3-type complex. The record is from RefSeq and is a predicted model, not a curated record. Gene Ontology annotation, biological process: negative regulation of transcription by RNA polymerase II. Lineage: Eukaryota; Metazoa; Arthropoda; Malacostraca; Decapoda; Palaemonidae.